GGGUUAACUUUCCUUUCUGAGCUCUAGUCCGUCGGGGCGGGGGGAGGUUACAGCAUAGCCUCAUUUUGGUGCUUGUGUCCCCGCCACUGAGGUGAACACGUUGCCGUCUAGCCAGCCAUUCGGGGAUUUAGUUGUGUAACUGUGAUUUAAAAUUGUUAGCUUUAUGGAAUUGUAUGCAUAGGUAGGUGUGGUGGUAGCACUUAGCUUUAGCUUUAGCUCGCUACUUGCUAACAGGCCAAGAAAAUGGUGACACUCACAGGAAGUGAACAAACUUUAAAUGCCAAAAUGUAAGCAAACGAAAUAUUACUAGUGUCAGUAUGUAAAAGAUGUGCUAUAAAUGAAUUAUCAGUCAUGGAUAUGGAGAAGGGGUAAGAUUAAGUGAGCUCUGCUUCUUCCUACUCCUUUUCGGACAUGAUGAAUUGUGCAAAUGUACAAAUAAACAACAAAUACACAAUACCACACAUUUAACAUCCAUAAAAAAGGAAACUGACUGAUGCAGUUGUUCACUUGCAUUACUUUGGCCUCUCUAGUGUGUCAGCAUGUGUUUUAAAUAUUGCAGACUUUGUGGCAGUGGAAGUGGUGUGUGUGUGUGGGGGGGUGUCAGCUAAGCAGUGUCAGAGUGUUUAAUGGGGCACAAGGGGGCCACAGUGCAAAGGUCAAGUAGUGGCAAUUAACUUUCUUUUAUGCUUCCUGGAUGUUGUGGUGACCCCCACUGACCCGCCAGGAGGAAAAAGGUGGCGUGUCGGGUGUCCUUGGGUGACAUCUCAAUGCUUGCGAGUGUUUCAAGCGGAUCCUCGCAUGCAUUGUCUCCGUUUAUUCUAUAAGACCUUUUGUGCAAUGGAAAACGCAAUCUCAAAAGUGUGCUAUCAGCAUUCAUUCUUUAAUAGGCACAAUGCUUGUUGUCAUGGCAACUGUCUGCUUAUUAUUCAUGCGACGGUGCAUAUUUACACCUGGAAGCGACACAGGCGUCUUAAUGUCAGCAGCGCCGUCUGUUCACUUGCUCACUUGAGGCCACGCAAAGUGCAAAUACCACGUGGUGUGUUAAUGGGGGAUUUUCACCUCUUGUAGUACAUUUUGGCAUCUGUUUCAGGGGUCAAACCCAAGCUGUUUAGGCUCUGUCUGUAUGUAUACCAGGAUGUAAAUGUGUGGAUUGCUAUCUUAUCUUGAGGUUUGAUUAGGUGAUGGGACAAAUGCACAUUGAAAAGUAAUAUUUAUAUCUUUAAUUACUGCUAAUAUUCAGUAUUUAGGAACUAUACCGUGUCGCUCUUCUGUCAGUUGGCUGUGUUGAUUGUUUUUUUUUUUUCUAGACUUGAGGCGUUCAAAGUCCAGCUCGGGGGGACAUUUGCGUCACGUACCUCAUUUUUUAUUGUGCCGCUGCAUAUCCAUCCAUCCAUUUUCUAUGCCGCUUCACCUCAUUAGGGUCGCGGGGGUAUGCUGGAGCCUAUCCCAGCUGACUUAUUCUAAAUACAAAUGUACACACGGCCUCCCAUCAGAACAAUUCCGGGUCUAUCCACACGAAAACAUUUUCGGGUCAAAACAGCAAAUAAUUUUUAUCAUUUCAGCCUCUCAUCCACAAGGGAACGGCGUUCUGAGUGACCUGAAACAGUAUUUCUUGAAAACAGCUUCCAGAGUGGGAAAAUCUGAAAAUGCCAGCUUGUUGUUGCUAUGUAAACAGGCAAUACGAGACCGAUGACGUCACCGACCCACCGCCGCCUCGUCGCCAUCACGUGACCAGAAGUGAGCUUUGAUGACAAGCCAGCGUGUCGGAAUAUUUCGAGUGUAGUAGUAGUAGUAGUAGUAGUAGUAGUAGUAGUACUUUAUUAAUCCCACAGCAGGGAAAUUCAUCUGUUACAGCAGCAAGCAAGAUACACAAGUAUGUACACAAGUAAAGAAUGCAUAGUCAUAGACAAUGCAUGCAAUGCAUAGACAUAGUGAAUACAAAAUGGUUCAGGUGUUGUAGAGCCUGAUAGCGGUCGGUAUGAAGGACCUGCGGAACCUCUCCUUCUUACACCGUGGGUGUAACAGUCUGCUGCUGAAGGAGCUGCUAAGGGAACCCACAGUGUCAUGUAGCGGGUGAGAGGUGUUGUCCAUGAUGGAUGUCAGCUUAGCCAACAUCCUUCUCUCCCCCACUUCCUCCACGGAGUCCAGAGGACCGUCCAGGACAGAGCUAGGUCGCCUGAUCAGUCUAUUUAUCCUGCUCCUGUCCCUGUCCGUGCUGCCCCCUCUCCAGCAGCCCACAGCAUAGAAGAUGGCUGAGGCCACCACAGAGUCAUAGAAGGUCCGUAAGAGAGUCCUGCACACACCAAAGGACCUCAGUCUCCUCAGCAGUUGGAGGCGACUCUGGCCCUUCUUGUAGAGGGCGUGGGUGUUGACGGACCAGUCCAGUUUGUUGGUAAGGUGAACACCCAGGAAUUUGUAGCUGUCUACCAACUCUAUGUCCGCUCCCUGGAUGUUCACCGGUGUGAAGUGGGAUGUUUUCCUCUGGAAGUUAAUGAUCAUCUCCUUUGUCUUGCUGGUGUUGAGUUGCAGAUGGUUAAGCUCACUCCAGCUGACCAAGUCCCUGAUGACCGUCCUGUAUUCCAGAUCAUUCCCCUCUGAAACACAACCAACGAUGGCUGUGUCAUCGGAGAACUUCUGGAUGUGACACUGUGGGGAGUUGUGUGUGAAGUCCGAGGUGUAGAGGGUGAAGAGGAAAGGGGAGAGCACCGUACCCUGAGGGGCACCUGUGCUGCAGAGUACAAUGUCAGACACACAGUGACGGAGCCUCACAUACUGUGGUCUGUUGGUGAGGUAGUCUAUAAUCCAUGCAGUCAGUUGUUGGUCUACUCCCACACUCUCCAUCUUCACUCUGAGCAGUGACCGCUGGAUAGUGUUAAAGGCACUGGAGAAGUCAAAAAACAUGACCCUCACAGCGCUCCCGCUGUCCUCCAGGUGUAGCAACACCAGCAGUAGCAGGUGUCAUCACUCACCGUCCACAUUCUCCCUUUUCUUUUCUUAUAUUCUCAAGUGCAUCUGUUCUUUCUUCUUCUAUGGUUUGGUGUGUCACGUGGUUCCGUCUGCGUAUGUUUUCACAGAGCCACAUGUAGGUGUGCCUUGUGUAUUACACCUUUUUCACUCAGUUAUUCGUUCAGUCUGGAUGCAACUAUUUACUAAUCCGGCACAGUGUGGAAAAAAUAAAAAUCCCAGGAGCAUUCCCGUGUGGACAGGGCCCCAAACACACGGUGUUCCGUGUUUCGUCGUUUUGUGGUCAUGUACGCGCACCCAUAAAUGAAUUGAAAACGUAAUUUUGGUGCAUAAACACGAGACCUGCUCGAGAACUAGUUACAGAUCAACAAUCUUUUUAUUGCAAAAAACAAAACCGGCUUCUGUGGAGCGAACCACGCCAAAACAACAUCAGCAAACCCAACUGUCCUCUCUGCACGCAGCCACACACACAGUCAGGGCACAUACCGCAUUCGGAAAUCACAAAACUCUUUGACACUAAAGUACAUGUAACUGCCAGGUCGCUGAUCCUCUGAAAGCAGUGUAGAUGUUUAAUAACGUAGCAGUGUAGUGGUCUUAAGGCUGAAUCAUGCUCCUGCACUACAUCUGACGCACACUUGCAAAAAAUUCCAACCUCGUGUCAAUGCUGAUGCGGACGGCAGAGCUGCGAUGGGUCGGCAUUUCUGCAUGCGUCAUUUCCCUCUCGCGGGAAGUGCCAAAAGGCCCGCAAUAACAAAAGAAACAGAGCAAGUUGAGGAGACAUUGCGAUCUCGAAUCACGCGAACACAUGUCUCAUGCGCAUCGACUGUUCCAAAUCAUCAAUCUGACACAUCAUUUGCGUUAUAUGCCAUCUUGGUCAUCAUUUUUCUUUUUAUAAGGCAUCCACUGUCUCUUCCAGCUCAACCACUUUUUUCACAAAGUGAUGCAGAGUCAUUCCUCACUUCCUUAAUGUGUUUUGUUAAGGACUUGAUGUCAUCGUGCUGCUUAUCUAACUUGCCUCCCACGUCGAUAGGUGAAGGUGAAGAGCAUCAAAUAAAAACGGCCCCUGCACACUUAAUUUUUCUGUAUGUAGCCCACAGUGGAAAACCUUUGGACACUUUUGGUCUCGGCUGUCUGCAGUGCAUAGCAACAGUAGUGAGAAGUUAUCGUACACAUUGCAAGCGCCCACCAAGUGCUGCUAACAAACGUUACCAUUAAAAGCACCAAGGCAGGCAGAAUGUGUGAAGGCAGGAAGCUGUAAAAUGGAAUUGAAUAGUUCCAUUUCAAUAUGCAGUAGGAGCGCUAUAAAUAGGCCAUGUUUACUCUCACACGUGGUCUUAUUUCCACUUGCCUCCCUUCCAUCACAAAUAAUUAGCUGCUGUAAAGCUAACAAAUUCAUUAUGACAAAGUGCCAACGGCCUCUCCGUCCUCGACACGGCACUCACGUGGGUGCCGGGCACAGGUCCAGCGCUCGUUUAGCUCACUUCUCUCAGCCCAGUCUCGCAUUCUUUUAAUGAGGAGUUUGCGUGUGAAUUUUUAAACAGCAGUGGAGCUUUUUGGCAACUGAGGUGCAUCAACGCCAUGCGAAUCUUAAAUGAGCACCUUCCAUCAGCAGCAAUAUUUCAAAUAAAUCUUAUUGAUUGCGUUGUAUUCAGGGCAAAACACCAAGGAUUCAUACUAGUAGAGCAGGAGAUGUCCAAACCACCGACCACUUUUGGUGACGUAAAAUUUGAUAACUUAACACAGCAGCAUUAUAACAACUACAUUUAAACGUGCACACAGUUCGCUUUUGGUUGUGUGGACAGGCUGACAAUUGUCAGCAUUCACGUUCUUGCAGGUUUUUGUUUUUCCUCUGAAAAUAGGCCAUUUUUUCCCCACAGAAAACACAUCUCAUUCACCUUAAAGGGUCACUGACAUGAUUUAUCAACUUUGCUUUAAUAUGCUCUAUAUUGUUUGUAUUACGAUCUACGUUUUUUUGUUGUUUGCCGCAGAAAAGGGGCAUUUCCGGAAGUGACGUCGGCGAAGGGUCAGCUCUCAUCUUAGGCAGAGUAAACAAACAUGGGAGGAUGGACCAGAUAGAAGAUGUUUACAGUGAUUAUAGCAAAGAUUUGAGCGAUGUGUCAAUAGUUUUCGAGGAGGCAGAAGCAUCUGGAGAUGAAAUAGAGAACUUGCAGAACACGGAAUUAAGCCGUAUUUAUACGAUUUGAUACGAUACGAUACGAUUUGUAGCGGAGGUGUCCGAUGACAAAGACAUGCAGAUAAAGAUUGGUCAGCUUCAAACACAAAAUGGCAAGUGUAAACUACCUUGGAGUUGCUUAUCCUAUAAUUAUUAUUUUAAAUGGGCUUCUUAAUGAGCGUAAAGGGAGCCUUUUUUUGUUGUGUAGUUUGUCUCCGCCCUGCCUCCCACCGUCAACAUAUGGCAGUGAAAGUAUGUUUUAUAACAUGUACAAUGCUUUGAAUGCUUGUCGUUAUGGUGGCAUACUGUUUAGAAUACAGUAUGUAAAUAAGACAUGACUUACUGUGUGUUCUGUCGCGCCAUGUCCUGUGUUGCAUAGCAUCAGGAGUAGCAUGCAAAAGGCGUUUGUACCGUACUUUCAAGCUAAAUGCUUCUUGUAAAGGUGUUUCUUCAUAGCAGUCCAUUUACCCCUUGUCUGACUUGCUUCGUUCACUGUAGUCUUAAACCUUCUUCUUUUGGAAAAGAAAACAAACUUAGAGUAUCACUCGGACACUGUGAACAGCCAGCGGGAACACAACGUUUUUGCAUGAAAAAUAUAGCGAAUGAAGUCAGCGGGCUGCAUCUUGAAGGGUUUGUUUACUAGGCGUUUGCUGAGAGCUGCUCCUUUGCCGACAUCACUUUGGGAAACGGCCUUUUUCUAAGGAGUUGAGACCAAAAUGGCGCCCACACAAUUUUUAUUUUUAUUUUUAUGAAUUUAACAUUUGCUUUUUUUUUAAAAAAAACAAAUAAUUUAAAACAUAAUUGCAAACAAUAUAGAACAUAUUUAGGCACAGUUGAAAAAUCAUGUCAGGGACCCUUUUUAGUUGAUAAUAAUUUAUAAAUAUGUGACAGUUAACCAUAAAAUGUAUAUCAAUUACAGUUUUUUACUAAGUAAAUAUUGACUGUGUUGUGACUUGGUUUGCAGGAUUAGCCACAGUAGACUGAAAUGAGAACUGCAUUUUAUUUAUUUAUUUAGAAAGAAUUCAGUUAUUCUUUAUUUAUUUUAAAUACAUAUGUUCCACUUACAUCGUGUUCUCUUAUGUCGUUUAAAAAUGACUGUUUUGACUUGACUUUUUUGUCUUUUCAAUAAAGAUAUUUCAAAAUAACACAUUUCAGAGCCAUAAUACCGUGAAACCAUCAAACCGUGAUAUUUUUGCCCAAGGCUAUCAUACUGUUGAAUCUCAUACCAGCCUAUGCCUACACAUAGGUGCGUGUGGCUUCAGCAAGAUUAGCUUCUACAGUAAACGCAUAAAAGUCCUGAAAACUUGCAGUGAACACAAGUUAAUAUACGCUGAUAAGAUUACAUUAUAAGAAUAUUACUAACUAUUAUGAGAAUAAAGAGAUUAUUUAAGAAUAAAGUUGAAAUAUUUGGAAAAUAAAAAAAACAGCAAAAUUGGAGGAAAAAGGAUCAAAGAGUGAAGCUGAUACUAAUAAUGGGCUUUUUCACCUAUAUGACAAAGCUGAGAUGCAGUUUUGUCUUGAAAUAUACUGUAUAUAACUUUGUAGCGUAUUUACAUGUGUUGCUUUACAAAAUAUCAAAGUUGCGUCCUUCAUUUUUCACUAUGUGUCCCUUGCUGGAAGAAGUUUGGGCACUUCUGGUUUAGAGUAUGAGUUUGUGAAAAAUAUUCUCGUAGAAUUAAAAUAUCCUACUUUAUUUGUAUGUGAAACCAAAAUAAAGCGUGGAAGGUGUUCAUUCUUACACAGAAUCUAUUAUUAAGGACGGGUUAUUUCAUGUCGGGUUGGGUGUUGGUCCACUUUUGAUCACAGCUUGUUGUGAUGUGUUACUGUGACGGUGAAAUAGACGCAUUAUAUAAGCGACUUUCUUUUGACCGAGCGGUGGGAAAGGGAAGUAGGCCAAAAAGCAUCCUAACACUUUGUUUGAAGUAAGACCCCGUGGUGCUGGGCACAGCGUUAUGGCUCAGACGCUACAGAUGGCGAUCCCCAACUUUGGCAACAAUGUCCUGGAGUGUCUGAAUGAGCAGCGUCUGCAGGGCCUCUACUGUGACAUCUCUGUGGUGGUCAAGGGACACGCCUUCAAGGCCCACCGUGCUGUGCUGGCCGCCAGCUCCUCGUACUUCCGGGACCUGUUCAACGCCGGUGGGAAGAGCUCGGUGGUGGAGCUGCCGCCUGCCGUGCAACCACAGAGCUUCCAGCAAAUUCUAGCCUUCUGCUACACGGGCCGCCUCAGCAUGAACGUAGGCGACCAGUUCCUGCUCAUGUACACUGCCGGCUUCCUCCAGAUCCAACAGAUCAUGGAGAAGGGCACAGAGUUUUUCCUCAAGGUCUCGUCCCCGAGCUGCGACUCACAGGGUCUCCACACGGAAGAGACGGAGCCCCAGAGUCCGGUCACACCAAUGGUGGGAGGGGCCGGUGGUCCCCCGGCUUCCGGCAGACCUGCCUCUUGUCUGACACCCCUCCCCUUGGUGCACAAGGUGAAGACGGAACAGACGGCCGCUACACCUCAGCCUCAACAGACGGAGGGAUUCCCCUACUCUGUGGUCUGCAUCCCAGUGGCCAAGCGACUGUGGGAGGGGGGAAACCGUGACGGUGGAGGCGGUUCUGGAGCGGCAGGUGGCCAAAGGAAGGCCCCUCGCUAUUCUUCCUCGUCCUCCUCUUCAUCGUUCUCCUCUAGCACCGCUACCCAGGAGGCCUCUGGGCAGGGUGUACUGGCCUCCAAUGCACCUCCAUUGCCUGGUGGCGGCGGAGUCAGUAGUAACCCCAACAGCAACAAUAACAACAGCAGCACCGCCACCACCAACAACAAUCAAAAUGGUGGGACCCCUGAAGGGACAAGUCCGGGCACGUUUAGCUUGUACACCAGCGACUCGCCCAUCAGUUACCACGACGACGAGGAAGAAGACGAGAUGGCCGAUGAAAGCGCAGAGGAACAGUACAGACAAAUCUGCAACAUAUACACCAUGUACAGCAUGCUCAACGCCAACACUGCAGUGACAGGGGAAAAGGUGGAGGCUCUGCCAGACGCUGCCCCGGACUCGGGUGGUGGGCGAGGGGGUAGAGGUGGACGGGCCAGACAGGAGCUGGCAUCGCUGCCGUCCGAGCUCAUCAGCCAGAUCGGCAACCGCUGCCACCCGAAGCUCUAUGAGGAGGGCGACCCUGCCGAGAAGCUGGAGCUGGUGAGCGGCACCUCGGUGUUCAUCUCGCGCGCCCAGCUGAUGAACUGUCACGUCAGUGCCGGCACCCGCCACAAAGUCCUGCUCAGGCGACUGCUCGCCGCCUUCUUCGACAGGAGCACUCUGGCUAACAGUUGUGGGACUGGCAUCCGCUCAUCCACCAAUGAUCCGAGCCGCAAGCCGCUGGACAACAGAGUGCUGCACGCCGUCAAAUUUUACUGUCAGAACUUCGCGCCAAGCUUCAGGGAGAGCGAGAUGAACGCCAUCGCCGCCGACAUGUGUACCAAUGCCCGCCGCGUGGUCCGCAAGAGCUGGAUCCCCAAACUCAAACUCCUGAUGGCCGACAGCGACGCCUACUCCACGUUCCUCGCCGACAGCGUCAAGAUGGAGGCCGAUGGGCUGGGCGCAGAGCAAGGCUUCGACCAGGCCUCCUUGGACGCCGUGGCGGCUGCGAGCGCCAACAGUAACGAAGCGGGCGGCGGAGCCACGCCAGCAGACGCCCUCCAGGGGGCAGGAGGAGAUGGCAGCACUUUGUUUUGAGUGAGUGAACUGACAGACCAAUAUUUGGACAGAUGGGGGGGGGGGGGGGGGGGAGGUGCGGCGAUGAGGUUUUUCUGGUGUCGCUGCUUCUGUCUGUUUGGGGAUUUUUUUUUCUUCCUUUGUAUCUUCACCUGCUUUUACCUUCUUCGACGUAUACUCGCUUGCCUCGAUGUUGUCCCUCCUAAAGUGUCCGUGACAGGAGGUGGAGCGCCCCCAAAACCCCCCUCGCCCCUCUGCAUGUUGUCAUUGAGGUUCCUCUCCUGCCAAAAUCUGACAUUCUCGGGAGAGGCGUGACCAAGUCACAUGUCCGCUAACACUGUUGCUGUCAUACCGAAUGUAUGAGUGGGUGACAGGCCCAGAAGAACGACGUGAGUUUGUUUACUUUAAACUUUAAAUGUGUGCUAUUCCAAUAAGACUCCUGCGGGAGCGUGUUUCCAAUAUUGGUCAAAGACCUGCGCUACUUCCUGUCCUCUGGGAUCAGCUGAUUCCUCAGAGAAAUGUUUGGGGGGGGAGGGCCACGAAAUGAUCGAUUUAUAACCUUUUUAAAUGUAAAAAUCCUCCCAAAAGGCGUGAGCAGCCAUGCGAGCAAAUCAAACCUUUUCUUGAUGAGGUUAUGAAUCCCGUUUUAGAUUUCUACAUCAGCGUUGCCAUAGAAACCAACUUCUCUAACUCUUUAACAAAUACACAGAACCUCAUCUCUUGCCUCCCAAACGUGGCAGCUUUCGUUCAAGGAGAUGUUUGGUUCUGUUGAGACAUGCAGCUGCGUUGACUCCGACUUUAAACACGACUGACUUUAUAAAUAUUUGGAUGGUAAACGUCGAGCACCUUACCGUGAGGGGUGGCAUCCCGAGUGUUGCUGUCACUCGUGGGACUGUUUAGCGUCACUGUCGUCUUUUGGACUUUUGCCGGUAGUAAAGCUGUCAAACUGAGCCAAACAGUGAAAUCACACAAUCGACCCCCCAAACUUAACCUUGAAGGCGCCGUCCAAUCGAGACUAGUGUUAUUUUGUAAUAUAUAUACAGGCCAGUGUUAUGUAGAAACAAUUUUUUGAGGAAAGCUGUUUACAAUUUGUCGUUUUUUUAUAUUUAAAUGUGAUUUAAGAGGCUUUAAGGCAGGAAGUUGCCCCCCAUCUCCCUUCUGCGCACACAUGGUACGAUUACAACUUACUGAAAGGUCCGUGGGAGAUAAUGGAAGAGUUUAGCCCCUUUCACACAGAGAUCCCAUUCAACUGCCACAUCAGAGCCGUUUAAUAGAACAUCUGCCUGUGCCUUUUAUACAGAACCCAACAAAAGCGCAAUAUUGCCGUACCCGCGUGCGCUUUCACAGACCGCAUCCCCACAAUCAGACAAUUGGAUGACGACAUCCGCAACUUCUGAUGUGACAUGAAAUCCUUCAAAUACAGCACAACGGAGCGUGCUGGUGCUGCCAUAAAAGAUGGAAUAUUUGGGGAACAGUUUUGUCCCCAGAUACCAGAGUGCCGUCUUUGGGUGGCAGCUUUGUGCGAAACAGGCUUUAAAGGGGACUGAGGGGACUUUCUUGAAGGGCAGUUUGCACAUUUUUUUAAAAAAGUGUCUAUUUGUUGUUUAAAACCAGCCACCUUGUUAAAUAGGACUUAUCCGCCGUUGCCAAAGGAGGGAAGACGAGGACAGUGA
Dunckerocampus dactyliophorus (ringed pipefish) is the source of this 10499-nucleotide messenger RNA. It is a transcript of the gene nacc1b, whose product is annotated as nucleus accumbens associated 1, BEN and BTB (POZ) domain containing b. The record is from RefSeq and is a predicted model, not a curated record. Gene Ontology annotation, molecular function: protein binding; RNA polymerase II cis-regulatory region sequence-specific DNA binding; DNA-binding transcription factor activity, RNA polymerase II-specific. Lineage: Eukaryota; Metazoa; Chordata; Actinopteri; Syngnathiformes; Syngnathidae. The coding region runs from base 7090 to 8847 and encodes 585 amino acids. Gene Ontology annotation, biological process: regulation of transcription by RNA polymerase II. The transcript has 8 exons.